Cucurbitaria berberidis CBS 394.84 is the source of this 2090-nucleotide messenger RNA. Its product is annotated as acetyl-CoA synthetase-like protein. Gene Ontology annotation, molecular function: medium-chain fatty acid-CoA ligase activity. NCBI's taxonomy places the organism in Eukaryota, Fungi, Ascomycota, Dothideomycetes, Pleosporales, Cucurbitariaceae. Gene Ontology annotation, biological process: fatty acid metabolic process. Bases 188 to 2047 code for a protein of 619 amino acids. The record is from RefSeq and is a predicted model, not a curated record. The transcript has 2 exons.
UGUUACAUUCUGAUCCUUCUACACGUCCUUGAGCUUAUACAAGCUUUUUGAAUCAUGGUUCUAUUUGUUGUGAGCUAGCGAUUCCGGCAAUACCCCAGCAUUCCCCCACUGAAUUGCCGUACGCCAUCGGCACGCCUGCAUCUGCAUCCUGUUUCCAUUGCGCUGAUCCUGGCCCUCUUCCUCCGCCAUGUGGGCGCGCAAUCUUUUUUCUCGCACCCUCACACGACACAAGAUAUCCCUUUGCGCCUAUCCUCUAUACGUCCCUCCCGCCAGCGCUGCCUCCCACGCGGCCAGGAUGGCAUCCACGUUACCCCGCCUACCCAUCUUCGAAGCGAUUAAGAAGCAUGAUGCGCAUAGUACGGCUGUCGUGCACUCGCUCUCGGGCCGGACCUUCACUUAUGGGGAGCUGGUGAACGAUGUCGCGGCUGCGAAGGACAAGUUGCAGCGGAAUACGAACGGACAGAGCGCAGAAGGACAGAGAAUAUCUUUCUUGGUGGAAAAUGGCUACGACUAUGUAGUGACACUGCUCUCGAUUCUCGCUGCGCAUGCCAUCGCGGUACCGCUAUCGCCGACAUUCCCUGCCCACGAGCUGAGAUAUAUCAUCGACCAGAGCGAGUCGUUGAUGCUGCUGUCGUCUGAGAAGUUCCAGAGUCAAGCAGAUGACGUGUUGAAAGAGGGCAUGGAGACUAAGCCGAUCAACUACAAGCAGGAGAAGAUCAUGAUGGGCAAGAAGGACGACUACGUGACAUUAGAAGAGCCUACGAGUGACAAAGGCGGUAUGAUGCUAUACACAUCGGGGACUACAAACCGGCCCAAGGGCGUUCUGCUGCCACAAGACGUGCUAACGGCACAGUCGCGAUCGCUUUUGGAGGCUUGGAACUACAGCAGCCAGGAUGUACUGCUGCACGUACUACCGCUCCACCACAUCCAUGGAACCGUAAACGCGCUUCUGACGCCUCUAUUUGUCGGCAGCACAAUCGAGUUUCAGUUCCCAUUCAACGCAACAGCACUCUGGGAGCGCUUAGCUGCUCCUUUCUUGCCGAAUCCUGACCCGACCAAGAAACCAAUCACCUUCCUCACUGUUGUCCCAACAAUAUACACGCGCCUACUAUCUGCCCAUCCUAGCCUAUCACCUGAGCUUCAAGCCGCGACGAAGACUGCCCUCCACCCUCAGAAUAUGCGUCUGAACAUCUCCGGUUCUGCCGCCCUCCCCACACCCGUUAAGUCGGCGUGGACAGAACUCAGUGCUGGCAACGUCUUGCUUGAGCGAUACGGCAUGACUGAGGUUGGUAUGGCUUUGUCUUGUGGCUUAAACUUCUCCGAUCGCGUGGAUGGCUCGGUGGGCUGGCCGCUGCCUUCUGUUCAAGCGCGCCUCGUAGAUUUAGACACGGGCGAGAUCAUCGAGGUGGGACAUGAAAUCGAUUCUGCAACAGGCCGCGAACGCCAGGGCGAGAUCCAACUCCGUGGACCGACUAUCUUCCGAGAAUACUGGAAGAACCCUGAGGCUACUGCGAAAGAGUUUGUAGAAGACGCGGAUGGACAAGGCAAAUGGUUCAAGACUGGCGACGUAGCUGUGCGAAGAAACUUUGAAGGCGCCGGCAAGAGCGAUCAGGAAUGGGCCAAAGGACCACUCUACUUCAUCCACGGCCGUAAAUCCGCAGACAUCAUCAAAACCGGCGGCGAGAAGGUUUCUGCCCUCGAAAUCGAGCGCGAAAUGCUAUCCCUCCCCCAAGUGUCCGAGGUAGCUGUCGUUGGGCUACCUUCUGAAGCCUGGGGCCAAAAAGUCGCUGCCGUCGUUGUGCUUUCGGAUCUGGGAAAGUCGGCUGGAAGGGGAGGGAAGGCGUGGAGCGCGCUCGAUAUGAGGAGGGCGUUGAAGGAGAUUCUUGCCAACUACAAGAUCCCUCAGGAGAUGAAGGUUGUGGAGACGAUACCGAGGAAUGCCAUGGGAAAGAUUAACAAGAAGCAGUUGGUCAAGCAGAUCUGGGGGGAAUUGCUCGAAGGGUCGAAAGAAAAUGGCGCCAUUCAGGUGCCGGAUGGAAGUGUAUAAAUAUUAUUGAGGAGAUAUGGUAGAUGGGAUGUAGAAGACUUCA